Messenger RNA from Trichomonas vaginalis G3, 1767 nucleotides. RefSeq lists its product as uncharacterized. Bases 1 to 1767 code for a protein of 588 amino acids. NCBI's taxonomy places the organism in Eukaryota, Parabasalia, Trichomonadida, Trichomonadidae. The record is from RefSeq and is a predicted model, not a curated record. The transcript has a single exon.
AUGCAACAUCGAAAUUAUUACAAAGAAUCACGCAAUUUAGAGGUAAACUCUGAGUUGCGUUUAGAAAGGUUAAGGAGUAAUUUAACGAAUCAAUACGAAAAAGCAAUGCAAAGCUCAGAAAGAUUUGAAUUCGGUUCAUCUAGGAAAUCAAGGUCAAAAAUAAAACCACCCCAACAACCAGAAAUCCCUACAGUAUCUAGAUUUAAUUCAAUUGAUAAAAAAGAUAAUUCAUUAUUAAAUAGAUUCUCAGGAAAUCAAGGAUCUCCAUAUUUUCGAAAGAAAUACAGAGAAGCUGAUAUUAAAGUUGCCCCGAAAAAUGAAAUAAGAAAUGCAAAUCCGCGCGAAUCAAUUUUAAUGUCAACAAGAAUAACACUUACAUCUACAAUCACACCAAAAUCAAAGAAAGAUACAAAAGUUUUACAGAAUUCAGUACAAAAUGAUAGCAUUGAUUAUUCAGACACAAUGAUUAACGAACAAAUUAGUAAACUCGAAAAAGAACUGGCUUACAACAACAUUGGCAAUAUAGUCAAUAAGAAAGACAACUCUAGCUCUUUAAGUGACCCGAAAAAUACAAAAAAGAUUUCUCAAAUUCGUCAAAAAUCAGAAAACAAGCCAAAGAAGAGAGAAAUCAUCCAAAACACAGAAGAAAAAGCUCAAAAAGAUACAAAACCAUCAAAACAAAUGCCAAUUACCCAAAAAGAUAAAGCUUUUCAGAAACAACCAAUGCCCAGCCGUAAAGAAAAGAAUUAUACCAAGAAGGAACUAAAUGAUGAACCAGAUACCGUAAAAGCUCCAACAAAACAACCAAUUAAGGCAAAAAUUUCAACUAAUAAGAAGCCAAUUUCUAAAAAAGAGCCAAAAAUUGAACCAAAAGAAAUUAAAAAGAUCACCCCAAUUGAGACAAAUGAAAGUAAAGACGAUGAAAAAGAAUAUCAGAAAAUCCAUGCUGUUUCUCUUGCUGAUGACAUUCUUCAUUUCAAUGACGAUGAAUUGGAAGAAGAAGAAGAAGACUCAGACAUCGCAAAUGUUGACGAGUUCUUCAAGAAUUUGAUGAAGAAGAGCGAAGACAUUUUUGCGAGAUCAAAUAAAAUACCAGAAAACAAGCCAGAAAAGAAAAGUUCAGAUUCAGAGGAAGGAACUCCAGUUCCUCGCAAACAACCAAUUAAACCAUCACAAAUUGACUCUCCAAAUGAUUAUUUCCACAACGAACCUAAGUACGACAUUCUUCCAACACAAAACACUCAAGAAAAGGUAGAAAACAACUAUUACUCAGAGGAAGAAGACGAAAUGAAUGAAGAGGAUGAGGAGUCAGCACACGAAUAUGCUAAUGAUAACCAGAGUGAAGAAGAAAGUUUCAAUUAUAAUAAAUCUUUCGAGUCAUCUGACCAGAAGAUUGGAGAAAGCUCAGAAGAGAUUGAUUUGCACCAAGUAACUCCAAAGAUCAACCGCAAAUCAGUUAUAAAAUCUCCAACUAAGGAAAUUUUGGACAAGUUUAGGAAGGAAAAACAAGUUCUUCUGAUUACACCAAGUAAUGAGCAAUUCCAAAUGGAAGAAGAAGAAUACAAUGAAGAUAUUGAAGAUGAUAAACCAUUGCUCCAACCAUUAACAAGGGAGGAAAGACUGAGAAUGCUAAAUGAUAGGAAGCAAGCAGAUGAACAAUUAUUGAAUGAACUUUUGGAGUUAGGAUUGAACUUUGAGGAAGAAGAAGAGCAAUCUAGUGGAUCUCCAGUAUUCGUGUCAGAUCCAAAUUCUUAUUCUGAUAUGUAA